Messenger RNA from Schistocerca serialis cubense, 710 nucleotides. Its product is annotated as 60S ribosome subunit biogenesis protein NIP7 homolog. Gene Ontology annotation, biological process: ribosomal large subunit biogenesis; ribosome assembly. Gene Ontology annotation, cellular component: nucleolus; preribosome, large subunit precursor; nucleus. The transcript is spliced from 4 exons. The record is from RefSeq and is a predicted model, not a curated record. Gene Ontology annotation, molecular function: RNA binding. The coding region runs from base 92 to 634 and encodes 180 amino acids. NCBI's taxonomy places the organism in Eukaryota, Metazoa, Arthropoda, Insecta, Orthoptera, Acrididae.
UCCGGCAGUGUUGUUAUGCCAUGUACACACCACACGAGAUAAAUGUAAACAGAUUCACGUGGUGUGAUUUGUUUGUUGUAAACCUGAAGAAAUGAAGCAUUUAAGUGACGAUCGAAUGAAACUGGUUUUCGAAAAAUUAGCAAAAUAUAUCGGUGCUAAUGUGAAACUCCUGAUAGACAGGCCAGAUGGAACAUAUGUGUUCAGGGAGCAGAAAGACCGAGUGUACUACGUUUCGGAGAGAGUUUUAAGUUUGGCGUCGAAUGUCGCUCCUGACCAUCUAAUCAGUGUUGGAACGUGUUUCGGUAAAUUCACGAAAUCUGGGAAGUUUCGUCUCCAUAUUACAGCACUACAGUACCUCGCACCAUACGCACAGUACAAGAUCUGGGUGAAACCGUCAGGAGAGCAACAGUUUCUGUAUGGACAUAAUGUCCUGAAAUCUGGAUUGGGGAGAAUUACAGAAAAUACUCCGAAGUACCAAGGAGUUAUUGUACUUUCGAUGAACGACAUGCCACUUGGUUUUGGAGCAGCGGCAAAGGCUACAGCAGAGUGUAAACAUGCAGACCCUAUGGCAGUUGUAUGCUUCCACCAGGCAGACAUUGGAGAGUAUAUACGUUCAGAGGACACACUUAUCUGAUGGAAUCUAGUGGAACCUUUUUGUACAUAUUGUUAUUUCACUUAUAUUUUUUUAAAAUAAACAUACAAAAUAAUUA